Psammomys obesus (fat sand rat) is the source of this 2136-nucleotide messenger RNA. It is a transcript of the gene Senp6, whose product is annotated as SUMO specific peptidase 6. Gene Ontology annotation, cellular component: nucleus; cytoplasm. Gene Ontology annotation, molecular function: SUMO-specific endopeptidase activity. The coding region runs from base 736 to 2136 and encodes 466 amino acids. Gene Ontology annotation, biological process: regulation of kinetochore assembly; protein desumoylation; regulation of spindle assembly. The record is from RefSeq and is a predicted model, not a curated record. The transcript is spliced from 11 exons. Lineage: Eukaryota; Metazoa; Chordata; Mammalia; Rodentia; Muridae.
GCGGCGGCGGCAGCGGCAGCGGCGAGGGGCCGCGGGCGCCUGACGGUCGGCGGAGCCCUCGCUGCGGCCAUCUUUCCGGCCCGGGCCGCGGGGAGGCGUGGGAGCGCCCUCGCCUCCUCCUCCGUCCUCCGCGGGGCACCGGCGGCGGAGCGGCGGGGCUUCCAGCGGGGGCCGGUGGAUGGGGAGUGGCGCGCCGAGCGGAGCCGGGCUCGGGGAGGAGCGGCGCCGUCGCCUCUCUCGGUUCCCGGUCGGAGCGUGAGGGGAGGGGAGCCCAGGCCGCGCGGGCCCCCUCGCCGCUUCCCGUCAGCCCCGCGCCAGGCCCGGGCGCGCGCCGCCUCGCUUUUGUGUGGAGGCCCGGCCGGCGGGGAGCGCCGUUCGCGGACGGCCGAGCCCGAGGCCCGCCACCCUGCGGCUGCUACCCUCCCGCCGCGCGGCCCCUGUUCCCCGCGAGCACCGCGGCGGUGCCGGCCAUGGAGUAAGGAGGAGGCGGCGUGGGAGGAGGAAGAUGGCGGCGGGCAAGAGCGGUGGCAGCGCCGGGGAGGUUACUUUUCUGGAAGUGGGGCAAAUCUGCUCAGUGUAGAAGAUGAGGAUUCUGAAACCUCAAAAGGAAAAAAGUUAAAUCGGAGAUCUGAAAUUGUUGCUACUAGUUCUGGUGAUUUCAUCUUGAAGACUUAUGUAAGACGAAACAAGACUGACAGUUUAAAAACUUUGAAAGGCAACCCAAUUGGACUUAACAUGUUAAGCAACAGUAAGAAACUGAGUGAAAACACACCAGCUACGGCAUUAUGCUCUGGAACUGUAGUUCACGGUAGACGCUUCCAUCAUGCUCAUGUGCAGACUCCAGGCAUCAAAACAGCGGCUCAGAGCAAUCAGGACCGAAAAGAAAGGAAAGAAUACCCACCUCAUGUCCACAAAGUUGAAAACAACCCUGUAAUGUUAACUCAUGGCCAAGGUGGAGGCCAUAUAGUGAAGAAAACUGAAGACUCGGAAUCGUGUAUCGAGCCUGAAAUUAAGAGGAAAGCACAGCAGAAGCGGCACUGUAGUACUUACCAGCUAUCUCCUCUGACCCCCGCCUCAAAGAAGUGUUUGACCCAUUUAGAGGUUUCUGAGCAGCGUGAAUGUUGCCCAAAAUGUGGAAAAGAAAAAGAAAAUCAGACCAAAUGUCAAAGUUGUGGUAUUGUUUUUCAUAAUGAUUUGCAAAGAAAUUACCGACAAGCUAUAACUCUGAAUGAAACUACUGGACCAUUGCUAAGAACUUCAAUUCAUCAGAACUCUGGAGGACAGAAGUCACAAAACACAGGAUUGACAGUUAAAAAGUUUUAUGGGAACAGUAUGGAAAAAAUUCCAGUUGAUAUUUUGGUGACCUGUGAUGCUAGCAGACAUAAUUACAUACAGACAAAUGGGAAAGUCAUUUUACCUGGAGGAAAAAUACCUAAAAUCACAAACCCGAAAGAACGAAAGAUAAGCAUGUCAGACCUAAACGAUCCAAUCAUUUUGUCCAGUGAUGAUGACGACGACGACAGGACUAAUAGACGAGAGAGCAUAUCCCCGCAGCCUGCUGACUCAGCGUGUUCUUCCCCAGCACCAUCUACUGGAAAAGUAGAAGCUGCACUAAAUGCAAAUACAUGCCGAGCAGAGCAAGAACCUAGGAGCAGUUCAGCAGAGUCAGAGUUAAAUACAGUUGUCAUCCCAAGAAAAUCAAGAAUGAAGGACCAGCUUGGCAAUGCCAUCAGCACACCUCUAAAGCGUCGUAAAAUAAACACUCAUGGAACUUUAAUUCACACUAUGUCUUUAAGCUGCCCAAACUAUGAAAGUGUCAUUUUAAACUGCCGCAGUAUACGAGUUGGAACACUCUUCCGACUGUUGGCAGAGCCUGUAAUUCUAGACCCACAGGACUCUCUGUGCGGGAUUGGAAACAGCUACCACCGCAACGAAGAGAACGUCUUGUGGGGCCACCAGCAGCGGGCACGCAGCAGAGACGCGGAGCUGUGCUCUGCCCUCCGUUCCUCCCAGACCCCCGAGGCCCCGCCCAUCCCAGGCCUCACGCCAUUAAGCCCCGCCCCUUCCCAGCACCCAUUCGACCCUCCCACGCCCCGAGGCCCCGUCCCAUUCGGCCCGCCCCGCCCCACGACUUGA